This is a messenger RNA of Candidula unifasciata, 1749 nucleotides long. The record is from the annotation of a GenBank genome assembly. Lineage: Eukaryota; Metazoa; Mollusca; Gastropoda; Stylommatophora; Geomitridae.
AUGGAAUCAAUCUGUACUGUAGUCGUCUUCACGCUGUGUCUCACCGGCCGGUGUGUGAGUCAGGGUUUGAGUUCGACGCCAGCAACGACCACAACGACACCAGAAAUGUCAACAACAAACGCAACAACGACAACAACAACAACGGUUCAGAAUCACACGGGAGUGACAAUCAAAGCGAGUACAUUUGCUCCUGGGGUGACAUCCAGCAGUGGGGUGAGUGUUGCAGAUACAGCUAGUACCGCUCCAGGGACAAAUGUAACGUCAGCGCCACCCUUGUGGACAAAGUGCACAUCUGGGGUCAGUAUGGAAGAUGUCGGAAAUGACAACAUCGCCAAAGUUCUCCAUGGCUGGUGCGAAAACUAUGAGACGAUAAUUAGUUGCCUGUCCAAUGACAUCACAGCACGUAAGCCAGACAAUCCAUUGGACUUCUUCAUCAACCUGACCUUCAGUAACCACACACUACGCGCCAAAAGUGCCACCGUCUGCUCAAAGUUCAAAGAGAAGAAAAAUAAAUUGUCGUGUGCAGACGCAGCCAAUCAGACGAUGGCGGGAUCGUGUGCUGCAGACUUCUCCGCGGGGAUGAUGCAUAUAUUCUCUUUGAGCCGAGACAAAGCCCUGCCUGAGAGUGUCCUACGUGAAGUGGCCUGCGAUGUCACCCUGCAGACUACCUUCUGUCUCAAGGACACGCUCUCGGAGUGUGAUGAGGAUGUCCAGAUGGUACUCCUCGGCUACUACUCAUUGUUUACCAACGACACGUGCGUUGCUAAGGAAAGGCCUGCGAAACUGGAAACCGUAGUAUCCAAGUGUGCCAGAGAGGCUGCCCAAACGUUAUCACGUGACCAGUCAGAGCCAGAACCUACCUCCUUGCUGGAUUUUCUGAUUCUGGGCCUGAAAACGGAUUGCAAAACUUAUUCCUCCCGGUAUGACUGCUACAGGCGAGAGCUAACCAACAUCACUAACUUCCGCGACUUUUGGCUAUCUUUGACCUUCGAUCAUACCAACGCAGUGUCCUCUCAGAAAGCCUACUGUGACCAGAUUGAACAACACGUCAUUCCUCGGAUCACAAGCGAAUGUUUCAACAAAUCCCAACCUGGCCUGGCUGCCUGCGAGGUCGGCUUCGGCCGGGAAGUGGAAGCCAUUAGAGAGGAGUGGUUCAAGAAUCCAGACUUUGAUGGGCUUCAACUGCAGACUUUGGCGUGCAGGACGUCGGUGACCAGAGCUGCCUGUUUGGACAACGCCAUGCAGCCGUGUGGAUUACAAGUCUCUAGAGCUAUGGCAAUUAGCGAAAUUGGGAUUUUACCAGACAUUUGCCGGCGUCUCCUGGCAGUGAAGACGCCCGUCAGUCCGAGUAUCCCUGCAGAUGUCAGAAACAUCACGGAUAGUGGAGAGUUUAAUUUCUCAAGCCCCGCGAGUUUCCAAAACAACAAAACUCGAUCCCCAGCCGUAUUCCCUGGCAGAAACGAAUGGCUGGUGUCUGAUCAAGCAGAAUUUGAAAGAAGUCCUGAAAACGUUACAACAACCAAUUUAACUAAGAUGAUUGUGGAUAAAGAAGCCAAACCAACUGAAGAUACCACUUCACGAUCUACAAACAUUACUGAGACAAAGAAAAAUUUUGUAAGAAGGAAGAAACUUGGGAACAAUGCAACGACUUCGCAGAGACAAUCAAACAGUGGUGGACACGUUCAGACAGCCACUGUGAUUGUGGGAAUAAUCGUGGGAAUAAUUGUGUCAUGUAAUUCAUGUGUGUAA